This is a messenger RNA of Terrapene triunguis (Three-toed box turtle), 1956 nucleotides long. Its product is annotated as receptor activity-modifying protein 3-like. Bases 65 to 676 code for a protein of 203 amino acids. Gene Ontology annotation, cellular component: cell surface; membrane; signaling receptor complex. The record is from RefSeq and is a predicted model, not a curated record. Gene Ontology annotation, biological process: protein localization to plasma membrane; G protein-coupled receptor signaling pathway; cellular response to hormone stimulus. Gene Ontology annotation, molecular function: coreceptor activity. NCBI's taxonomy places the organism in Eukaryota, Metazoa, Chordata, Testudines, Emydidae. The transcript has 4 exons.
CUGGGGGAAAGCUUGCACGCCCGCCCACCCCCAGUUGCCGCUGCUUCUGCUUUGAUGCAAAGGAAUGAAGAGGGGUUUCCUGAGGGGAGAGCGUGUGGUUGAUCCGAGGUGUGUUUGCUGGUGGCUGCAGACCUGCCGCCCUCUUUCCUCCCCAUGCGGGCGCUUUCCCCCAGAGGCUCUGAGUCCUGGUUGCUCCUACUGCGGGAUGGAGACGCAUGCUUUCUGGCUAGUGCAACUUUUCCUUUUCGUGCUGUGGGUUAAUGGUCUAAUGACACUUGGAUUUACAGGUGCACAUCAACAAGUGAUUGUCUGCAAUGAAUCGCUCAUGUUAGAAAAGUUGCCCAGAUGUGGAAAAUCCUUUGAAGAGAUGAUGAAGAAAGUGGACUCUAAAAAAUGGUGCAACCUAACAGAAUUUAUCCCGUAUUACGACAACUUCAGCCUCUGCACAGAACGGGAAGCCAUCGCCGCGAGAUGCUUUUGGCCAAACCGACUCGCACAGGGCUUCAUCAUUGGAAUUCAUAAACAAUUCUUUUCAAACUGUACAUCAGAAAAGGUCCACUGGGAAGAUCCACCGGAUGAAAUUCUCAUAACUCUGAUCUUAAUCCCAGUAUUUCUGAUGGUUACCAUGAUAUCUCUAGUGGUGUGGUGCAGUAAGAGAAGUGACAUUCUAGUGUAAGUCAUGCCUCCUGGCUUUUCUCAUCCCAUUCCUCUCUCUCUCUCUCUUUUUUUUUUUUUUUUUUUUGGUAACGAAAAGAAGAAUCAGAAAUAUCAGAUCUGCUGUGUUCUAACCUGUCAGGUACUAUGGGAGGAAACUGUCCUGUACUCAGAGAAGCAUUCUGCCUCUAUCUAAAGUCAAUGCUUCUAUACUGCAGGUUUUUAAUGUUGCUUAUGCAAAGACACCUUUUUUCCCCUCAAAACCGAUAAUCACAGCUAAUGUGAAUGGAAUUCACAUUCAGUUCUGGAUAACGGGAGACUUAUGAUGGAAAGUGAACCUGCUAACUUCAGCAGAGGUAAAGUUUCUUACCCAAAGUUAAAGCUGGUCAAUAAGCAUCGUUUUCCAGUAUGUGUGUGCAUAUACACAAUGGGUGAUUAAUUUGUAAUACUGACAGUGAGGCUCUUUUGAAAUUUUUAUGCUGGACACUUGAGGUUUUCAUUUGUGAACCUUGUGACUUGAAUGGAAAUUUGUCACCAAAGGAACUUAACAUGGAUGUUGCUGAGGGACACUUUCUUGGUGGAGAAUAAAAACCACACCCUACCAAGGACUGGAAGUAUUGUCUUGGUAAGAAACAAUUCAUAUGGCCAAUGGAUUAUCCUUGUGGAGAAGAGACUGUGCUAGGUUAAGUAGUUUUUAAAAUGUCCUUAAAGAUGACUUCUUAGAGCUUGCUGGCUUGAGAACACACUCCAGGAAGGAUGCAGGCUUUUCCCUAGAGGUGGAAAAUGAGAGGAAAUGGGGUCACCGUGAAUUUACCAAGGGCUGGUGAAGGAACUGUCAUAUGCCAGACCUAUCAUUUUAUUUUUUUAAUUAUUAUGCUUAUGUUGAUGAGUGUAUUCACUGUGUGCUCCUCAUUCUCACUUCACCCUGAAUCUUUUGUGCAAGUGAUGUCCUGUAAAUAAAAAAAGAUAAGAAGCUAUGUCAAUUGAGGUGCCUUUCAGUGUUUGAAUACUUCAUUUUUCAUCACCUACAGAAUGUGGAAGCUUAUGUUGUUAACAGCAAGGCAGUUUGAAUGAUGCUUGGAAUUGACAGAGGACAGAGAAAUGGAAACAGAUUCCAUUCAACAAGUUUAUAUUCGUCAUAUUCCUCUGUAAUGAAAUAUUUAGAUACAGUAUGCUCCAAAUAAAAUAACUUUAGUCCCUAUUGAAAACUUUUCUUGUCUGUCACAUGAAGUGUCCUCCAAGCCAAAUAUUCUGUUUUUACAAGUGCUCAAGAUCUCUUGCUCAUGAAUACACAUUCUCAUA